CCCCGCGACCGGCCCGGCCCGGGAGCGGCGGGGCCGCCGCGGGGAAGGAGAGGCCGAGGGGGCGGGAGAGAGGGAAUAAUCCCGGACGGUGCCGGUGCUGUCGCCGCAUCCCUUUUGUUAUUUAUCGCGGUCGGGGAAGAGGAGGAAGAAAAGCGGGGGAGAGGGCACUUUCCCCCUCUAAAACCGACCGGCCGAAGCCGCCGGUGCGCUGCAGCCGCUGCCCCGGACAAACGGGCGGAGGAGGACUUUGAUGGGGAAACGCUUUUUCUCCCCUGAUGCAUCGUAAGUAACUUAAGUUGUUAUUUAUACUCCGCAAACAAACACGACAGUAUAACAUCUCCCAUCUCUGGAGCGCUGGAGGCCGCGGCGAGGGAUGAGAUCUGCCUUUCCCUAUUCGAGCAGGACACUUUUUCGCUCGUAAUUAAUUUUAUUUGAUUUUGAUUUUUUAAUUUUUCCAUGCUCCGCUCCCGGAGGGUCAUUUGAACUGUAAAGGAAUCGCCGAGGGGGCGAGGGGACCUGGAGAGAGAGGCUGUCCAAACGACUCCACCGAGGCUCCUCCGCCCCCUCCAAGAUGAUGCUUAGCCCGGACCAAGCUGCCGACUCCGACCACCCCUCCUCGGCGCCCUCCGACCCGGAGUCCCUGGGCGGCGCGGACGCCCAGGCGCUCAGCUGCUGCGUCUCAGACCCGGAGCCCGCCGAGGGCGGCGGCGGCGAGGGCCGGGGCGGCGGCGGCGGCGGCGGCGGCGGGGAGAGCCGCGGCGGGGGCCGGCCGGGGCUGCACCCGCCGCCUCUGAGCCGGGAGGAGAAGCGCCGGCGGCGCCGCGCCACGGCCAAGUACCGCUCGGCCCACGCCACGCGUGAGCGGAUCCGCGUGGAGGCCUUCAACCUGGCCUUCGCCGAGCUGCGCAAGCUGCUGCCCACCCUGCCCCCCGACAAGAAGCUCUCCAAGAUCGAGAUCCUGCGCCUCGCCAUCUGCUACAUCUCCUAUCUCAACCACGUGCUGGACGUGUAGCGCCCGACGGACGCCCGGAGCCCCGGGACCCGCAGUCCCGCCGCCCCGGGUCGGGCCGCGGCGGGCAGCGCCUUCCCAGGGGCGGGCGGCGGGGCGGGGGGUCCCCGCUGCUUGCGCUCUGCCCCCGGAGGGCCCCCGCCCGGUCGAGAGCCCGCUUUUCGAAGAGAACUGUAUAACCGGAUUGUCUCUUCAGGCUGUCAAGUGCCCCUUUAUAUAUAUCCAAAAACAUCUACUUGUGACCUUAAACGUGUGACCCAUGGGUGCAGUUAAAAAUAACUAUUUUUUAUUUAUGGUAGAAGGAGUUGACAAUUUAUUUUUUUCAAGAUUUAUUUAUUUUUCAGAGUGGUGGCAAUUUUACUUUGGAUACUUUGUGCCAAUUGGUUUCUAUAGUCGGGUGUUUACACUUUCUCCUGUGGAAUAUUCUGUUUGACUUUAUGAGUGUUUGUUGGGAUCAAUACAGUGUUCAUUUUCUUUUCUUUUUAAUUUAUUUUUUCCCUCCAAUUAUAUUGCACUUGUGUACCACAAACCUCCCCUCCCUCCUUGUUUAUAAGUAUAUUUUAUAUAUAUCAAGGCAUUUGUUCUUGACCUUUUUUCUUUCUUUCCUUGUGUGGGAUCAACAACCACUAGCACUUAACUAGGAGAGGUUUUUUUUAAAACUUGUUGUUCUUCUGAUCAAUAGUUACGUCUGAAAAGUACUUUGCAAAUCGUUUAUAAGGGAAGUAGUUUCUUUGUGGGUGUAUAUGUGCGUGUGCGUAUACAUGCAUGUGUGUGGGAGUGAGCGUGGGUGUGUAUGUGUGUGGUAUAUUUUUAGGAAAGGACAUUUUUUCCUAAAAAAAAAAGAAAAAAAAAGAAAGAAAAGUAAAUCCAGGACUGCUUUCCUUUGUGACAACCAAAAAAAUUCUAUAACCUGAAAAUGUUUCAUGUUCUUUGCUGUGAAUCUCUUAAAACAAGAAGCGCAUUUUAGAGACAAAAGAGAAAAAGAAAAAAAACACAUCUGCUAUCCAAAGAUUUUAGUCUUUUUCAGGGUUUUUUUGUGUGUCUAUGUUGCUUUAUAUAAUGCAAUAUUUUGUAGUGAAAAUAGAUAAAUCUGGUUUCUAUCUGAUGCGUUUUUCAUAUCUCUCAUGAAUGGUGAGCUGUUUUGCAUAUAAAUAAAAGUAUCAAAUAAAAGCUGUUUUUUCCUAA
Messenger RNA from Corvus hawaiiensis (hawaiian crow), 2194 nucleotides. RefSeq names its product nescient helix-loop-helix 2 (gene NHLH2). Gene Ontology annotation, biological process: regulation of transcription by RNA polymerase II. The record is from RefSeq and is a predicted model, not a curated record. NCBI's taxonomy places the organism in Eukaryota, Metazoa, Chordata, Aves, Passeriformes, Corvidae. Gene Ontology annotation, molecular function: DNA-binding transcription factor activity, RNA polymerase II-specific; protein dimerization activity; RNA polymerase II cis-regulatory region sequence-specific DNA binding. The transcript is spliced from 2 exons. Bases 572 to 1012 code for a protein of 146 amino acids.